AAUCUGCUGCGACAUUAUCUGUUUAGAAAGUACAUUGGAGUCUGUAAAAUGGCAUUUUACCAGGCUAUAGCUGCUUCUAGACGCAAACUAUUGGUUGAAGUCACUCUGUCUGGGCAGAGGACGUUCUUGCAUGUACAUCAAUUUCUGGGCAGGUGUUUCUACUACUCUUGGUAUCGUAUUUACUAAUCUAGUAAGGCAAGUGUGUUUCCCCAACACUGGUUAAUGUGCGGGUUCAAUAUGGGUUGAUGGUAUAACUUCUGUAUCGCUUUUUGUGUGUAAACAAAAAAAACCUGUAGGCUACCCAGCUCUGAAAUUAAACUUUAGAGCUCAGAUGAACAAACAUAACCAAGUCUCGUAUGAGCGCGUGUCCGUGGCCCCAUUCACCCUCCACCUCCGAGUUCACUUCUCUUCGCCUGCCUGUAUCGCUCCCCCAGAUCUCUCCUAUAUUUUCCUCCCCUCCACCCAGAGCCCCACCUAACCUGAUCCCUGCACGCCUUAAUUACUCCCGCAGGAAGACUGACUGCGUGGAAAGUGGAUGCCGCCGCAGUCAGCAGUCUCACGCGCGGCCGUCUCACACAAGCACACCUGUCCUCCCUUCGCUCGGCUUCACCUGGAGUCGCGACUCGUCUCACCUGACGUCUCAUCGGCGCUUCUCAGUUUGCUUUUUAGUUGUUUUUUUCUAUUUUGACCAACUGUGUUCUCGGUUCGUGGUUCCGAGACUCCAUCGCGACAACACAGAGCGCAGAUGUGAGAUGGGCUGUGGAAAUUCCUUGCCGACCAAACCCAGUCAAGGCCAAGUGGAAGAGACGAGAGAAGCUGCGAACAGGCAAGAGGAGCCCGUGGCGGAGGAGGAAGAUGAGAGGAAGAUCAACUACGGCGGGGUCUAUGUCGGGAUUCCUACAGACCCUAACGCGAUGAUGCCUGUUGAGAUCGGCUCGGUAGCCCGAGAAUCAAAGUGACCUCCUGAUGUUCGCACAUUGGCCAACGUCGGCGCUAAAACCACAAGAAUACACAGAGAAAAUAAGAGAUGAUCCACCUUAUUCAGACGGCUCACAUCCCAUUCAUAUCCCGAACGGGAAGUCAAACUUUCUCCCCGUUGUGUUGUGACAUGCCUACUGCAGUGCUGAUUUGAUAAAUACAUGGAUUAUUUGUAAGUUAAAACUUUUUUGUGCAAAUGUCAUGCCAAACACGACCAAACAUAAUAAUAUAAUCACACUGCAGGGAAACGCCCAAAGGGAUUUUGGUUCCUACUUUUAUUUCUGAGGAAGUAUAAUAAGUUGAUUCUGGUUAAUCGUGUUUGUUGUUUGGGAUAAAAGAGACUUCCUUCUCUAAAAUGUCAACUGAAACUUGUUCUAGAAAGUGUAUAUUCUCUUCAUUCUAGAACAAUCUGGCUGUAAUGCAAUGAGAUGAAACCUGUGUCUUAAAGAGGACAUAUACCACCAGGUGUGAGUGUGAUUAGCCUUACAAGCUCUUUCGAAAAUCUUCCCCUUAUGGCAUCACAAGUGGGCGUGUCCACCUAGAUGUGUGCUGGAUAGAUCGCCUACUCAGCGGACUGAAGUAAACGUUGCUCAUCUACCCAGCACAGAUCUAGAGGUACACGGCCACCAGUGAUGUCAUGUGGGGCAUAUUUUCCAAACGGUUUGUAAAGGCUAAUCACACCUGGUGGUAUAAUAUGUCCCCUUCAAUACAAAAGAGAAGCUAUGUUAUUUAACGUUUAAAAAUGAUGUAACUCCUUAAUCAUGUGUACAUUAAAGCGACACAUUGGAAACCAAGA
Messenger RNA from Gadus morhua (Atlantic cod), 1774 nucleotides. RefSeq lists its product as uncharacterized. NCBI's taxonomy places the organism in Eukaryota, Metazoa, Chordata, Actinopteri, Gadiformes, Gadidae. The coding region runs from base 357 to 959 and encodes 200 amino acids. The record is from RefSeq and is a predicted model, not a curated record. The transcript is spliced from 5 exons.